This is a messenger RNA of Naegleria gruberi, 2052 nucleotides long. RefSeq lists its product as uncharacterized. The record is from RefSeq and is a predicted model, not a curated record. Bases 1 to 2052 code for a protein of 683 amino acids. Lineage: Eukaryota; Heterolobosea; Eutetramitea; Acrasida; Naegleriidae. The transcript has a single exon.
AUGCAGAGUCAGGAAUUGCCUUCCGAUAAGAGAAAUUCGAAUCAUUUAUUGGUAAUUGUUCCACCAUUUACAAGUAGCAAGCUACUUUCGAGUAUUGAAAAAUAUUUUUCAUUAUUUAUUCUUUCGUUAAUGAAGGAAUCGGAUUCGAAUAGAAUUCCAGUGUUAUUUGAAGAAAUUAGAAAGUUUGUAAUUGAAUUUCAAAGUGAAGAAACAAAUAAUCAAAGUAGAUUUGAUAGAAAGAAUGGCGAGUUUAUAGAAAUUAUUAAUUUUGAUAGAAAAAAUCAAAGAUGGUCAAUAAUUGACAAUUUACCAAAUUUAAUUUUAAAUGAUGACAUUUGUGUUGAAACAAUUUUCAAAAAAGUAAUUUUAGAAAAUAUUAAUUUAAAAUUGAGAAAGAAUUUUUCAAAAUAUUUAACACAUCCAAUUAAUAGUUCAUUUAAAUUUGAAAAUAAUCAAAAAUUAAUUGAAAAUCUAGUUCCAAAAUUGGAUAUUGAUUGGUCGAGUUUCCAAAAUAGUCAAAUUGAUAAGAUUUUAUUUACAAAAUUUGUUCAAUUUAAUAAUUCACAAUAUUUUCUACAAUUAAUUUUACAAUCAUUUGAAUAUUUAUUUGAAAAUAUUCCAAAUGAAGUAUUUUUCAAUGUAAUUACUGAUUCAAUUCAUUCCAUAGAAAUUGAAUGCUCACACUCUUCUUAUAUUAAAGAUUGUGCAAGAGAUAAAUACUCUUGUGAAAAAUCUCAUAAGGAAGGUUUUACAAUGAGAUCUAAAAUUCAAUAUUUACCACAUUUACAAAAGUAUACUCUUAAAUUAUUAUAUCCUUCUUUUAAAUUUGAUGAUAAUAUAUUAUUGGAAUAUAGUGAUGAACAAGUACUUCGAGAAUAUGAACAACAUUUAUUGAAUAUUAUUGAAAUUGCUAAUAUUAUUUCAUACAGUUCAUUUCAAUGUAUAUUUAAAUUUAUUUAUUCAAAGUUUUACUUGUUGGAAAAGUAUCAGCUACAGUGGUUGCAAUCUGUGAGUGAAUUACCUGAAAUUAAGGAAUCUCCAAGAAAACUUCGAUGUUUCUAUAAUCAAUUCCAAUUGGAGAAACCAUUCAUUACUUAUACUCAUUUAUCGGCUGCUCCAGCAAAAGCUAAAUCACCAAAAUCACCAAUAUCUCCAAACAUGGAACCACCAGUAGAUGAAGAUUUAAAGGAUUCUGAAACAGUUUUUCAUGAUACGACCAACAAACUCUUCAACUCUGAAAGAAAUGUUUUUGUUAUUGAUGGAAUUCCUUUCAGAUUCUUUCCACAUCAUGUUCAUUCAUCGAAUUUGAAUGCAUUCUUUGAUGCCAAUUUGAAAAAGAAGGGAUUUUUAGGUGAGAAGGUUAUUAGAAUUUGGAAAAUUGUUAAAUUCAACAAGAAUCAUGUUGCUCAAGAACGUUUAUUCAUUUUAACAACAAAAGCCUAUUGGACAUUCAAGUAUACAGAUAACGAAAAGGCAGAUUUGAUUGAACUCAAUGAAAAGAAGAGUUUCAAGAGACAUGCCUUAAUUGACUAUGCAAUGAUUGAUGUUACAAAGCUCUAUCAACAAGUGUCUCUUACAUCUUCAUCAAGUGUUUAUGGAAGUGGAAUGAGAAUUUUAACUCGAGAAUCUAAAAGAAGAAAUACUGUCAUGCUUUCUAAAAACGGAAGUCAAUUCGAAGAAAAUAUUCAAGAUUCCAAAUCAAAAACAGUUGAAGAGGAAUGUGAUCCAGAUCUUGAAUUUGUAAUGUUUGUAGAAGAAGGAUGGACAACAAUGUCAAGCUCAAUCUAUGAUCACAACAUGACUGAAAAUGCAAGAAAACAAAAAGAAAAGAGAAGCAAAUCAAAUGAACAUUACGAAAGCUUAUUAAUGGUUGAUUCAGGGAAAUCAAUCAUUACAACAGAUUUACAAAAACAAAUCCUUUUGGAAAUGGCUUAUUGUAUCUAUUCAACAGCUAAGAGUUGUGUUCCAUUCAGUCAAUCAAUUAGUCCACCAUUUACGGAUUGUAUCGUGUUAAGACAAAAGAAAAAUCUCUUGAAUUCAUUCAGAUUUUAA